AUGGAAGGGAUAGAUCAAGAGCUUCAUUAUGAGGUAUCUGAGGGUAAUUUAAAACGAGUAAAACAGUUGAUCAAACGUGGUGCUGAAAUAAACCGAACAGAUCAAGACGGAAACACAAGUUUACAUGUCGCUGUGCAGAGCAACCAGGUUAACAUCAUUGAAUACCUUAUUAAACGCGGUGCUGACUUGGAAAAGGUGACCACGUAUGGACACACACCCUUACAUCUCGCUGCUUCGCACGGACGUCUACAAGCAACAAAAGUUAUACUCGGUCAUGGAGCGAGCAUUGACAAAAUAAAUAAAGAGGGACAAUCUGCAUGUCACAUCGCUAUAAUUAAGGGAAAGCUUGAUGUUGUGCGAUACUUAAUCACCAAGGGGGCAAAGAUCUACCAUGAAGCCACCGUGGCAGAAGACUCACUCCUACAAAUUGCAGCAGCAUACGGCGCAAUGGAUAUAAUGGAAUACCUAAUUGGUCAAGGAAUUCAGGUAAACCAGGAGAAUGCUGAAGGUUCGACUGCAUUACACAUUGCUGCAAAAAAUGGUCAUCUUGAUGUUACCACAUAUCUUGUCAGUAAAGGAGCUGAAGUGGAAAAAGAAGAUAAUAGAGGAAAAACAUCUUUACAUUGGGCUGUUAAGUUUGGCCAUCUGGAAGUUGUCAGAUAUCUGAUCUCUCAAGGAGCUAAGGUGAAUAAGGCCAAUAAGCAAGGUUGGACAGUAUUGCACCUUGCUGCUGGGGCGGGUCAUCUUGAGGUUGCAAAGCAUCUUAUUCUUCGUAGAGCCGAUGUGAAUAAAAGAAGUGAGAGCGGCAUGACUGCUUUACUCAGUGCUGCUCAUAAGGGUCAUGUGGACGUCAUCAAAUAUCUGAUUAGUCAAAAAGCUGAGAUAAAUGUAAAAGCUAAAAGCGGUUUCAUGGCAGUACACAUCGCGUCGGAAAUGGGUCAUCUUGAUGUCGUUAAGUACCUGUUAAGUCAAGGAAUUGGAGUAGAUACAUGUGAUGAUUCUGGGUAUACGCCAUUGCAUUUAGCAAUUCGAAAUGGUAAAACCGAUCUCUCAAAGUGUCUUAUCAAUCUUGGUGCUAAUGUGAACACGGGUGAAAAUUAUGGUUCGACACCAUUGCAUCUCGCGGCUGAGAUUGGUAAUCUCGACAUUACCAAAUAUCUGAUCAGCAAAGGCGCUGAGGUGAAUAGCAGAGACAAUGAGUUUACCACUGCGUUACACAUUGCUUGCAAAAAUGGCGAUCUUAAUAUUGCCAAGUAUCUGAUCGAUCAGGGAGCUGAUACGAAGAAGAGAAAAAAUAACGGUCAGACCUCGCUCCUAGUUGCUGCUCAAGGGAAUCACUUGCAUGUCGUUGAAUAUCUGAUCAAUCAGAGAGUCGGGUUAAACACACAAGACAAACAUGGCUUUACUGCGCUACAUCUUGCUGCUCAGGCAGGUAAUUUCGACAUCACCAAACAUCUGAUCCUUAAAGGGGCUGAAGUCAAUAAGGCUAAAUAUGAUGGUUUUACAGCAUUACACAGUGCCGCUGAGAAUGGUUGUCUUGAUGUCACUAAAUAUCUAAUUGAUCAUGGAGCUGAAGUAAACCAUACUGACAAUAGAGGUUUGACGGCAUUGCACACUGCUGUUGAGGGUGGUAGUGUUCAUAUUGCGGAAUAUAUAACAGCUAAAGGAGCCCAUUUGAAUAUGAGAAACAAUUCUGGUGAGACAGCAUUACACAUUGCAGCUAAGAAUAAUGAUCUGGAUCUCACGAAAUUUCUGAUGAGUCAAGGAGCCGAUGUGAAUACUAGAGAUAACGACAAUCGCACUGCAUUGCAAUAUGCUUGGACGAAGGGUUUUCGUGAUGUCUUUGACUAUCUGAUCAGUCACAAAGCCGAUGUGAAUAAGGAACACAAUAACACCCACAAUGCAUUGGAAGAUACUGAUGCUAAGAAUAGUCAUCUUGAUAACACAAAACAUCUUAUUAGUCACGAAGCUCAAGUAAGUAAUGGGGAUUAUGUUGACAGGAGGGCCUUAGACACUGGAGCUGGAUUCAAUAAUGAACUUUAUUUUGUCUGGAAUGACUUACACAACGGAGCUAGAGUCAAUAAUGAGUAUGUUACCUUCAAUGAAUUACACACUGGAGCAAGAGUCAAUAAUGAAGAGUAUGUUCCCUUCAAAUACUUACUCACUGGAGCUAGAGUCAAUAAUGAAGAGUAUGUUCCCUUCAAUGACUUACACACUAGAGCUAGAGUCAAUAAUGAAGAGUAUGUUCCCUUCAAUGACUUACACACUAGAGCUAGAGUCAAUAAUGAAGAGUAUGUUCCCUUCAAUGACUUACACACUAGAGCUAGAGUCAAUAAUGAAGAGUAUGUUCCCUUCAACAUGUUCAAUGACUUACACACUGGUUGGUGUUCCUUACACACUGCGGCUGAACACAAUGAUCUCAUAGGUGAAGAAUCUCAAGUCAAUAAAGGAGACAAUUACGGCUCGACUGCACUACACGAUGCUUCUCUUCAAGGUCAUUUAUAUGUCGUUCAUUGUCUGAUUUGGCAGGGAGUUGACGUAAAUACGGGAGACAUCGAUGGCAAUAGUGCUUUACACUUCGCUGCUUUCAAUGGCCAUCUUGAUGUCACCGUGUAUCUUCUUAACCAGGGCGCUGAAGUAAAUAAAGAAGCUGAGAAUGGGAAUACUGCAUUACACUAUGCUGCUUGGAGAGGUCAUCUAGCUGUCAUGAAAUAUCUUACUAAAUAUUCCAAUCAAGAGGUUGCUGUAUAUGAAAACAUAAAACCUCAUGACCCGCCUUCGCAUCAAGAGAGUCAUGCUGGCGUCACUGAGUAUGUUUUGCGCAGUGCAGACGUGAAUAAAGUAAACAAGGAAGGUAGAACUGCCUUACACUUUGCUGCUGAGAAGGGCCGUACUGACGUCGCGGAGUACCUACUUACUCAAGGAGCUGGCGUGAAUGAAGGAGACAAUGGUGGCUGGACAGCAUUACACUUUGCUGUUCAGAAUAGGCACUUUGAUCUGGUUAAAAUUCUGUUAGAAGGAGGGGCACGUACUGACGCAGAAGAUAUUUACGGACAGACAUCUCUACAGUUGUCUCAGUUACUUGGGUACAAAGACAUCACUGAUCUUCUCACCAGCGGCUGCACAUCAGAGGUGAGCCAAGUUGAAGUGCUGGACAUACAACAUGCCAUUGAACACGGUCACACCCCCUCCAUUGAGAAGAUAGUUUCAAGUGGAACUGAUCUCAAUGCCCAGUCUACUGACGGUCAGACGUGUCUUCACAAAGCCAUCAAAUUGUGCUACAAGACUGGGGUAACUGUGGAAAGAAGUGCCACGCUAAAAAGGAUUUCGGAUGAGUUUUACGAUGGAAAACUAUCUCCUGAGAUGGCCCUCGUGUUUUAUCUCCUGGAGAACGGAGCUAGGACAGAUGUGGAGGAUGCAGAGGGCAACUUACCGAUCCAGUAUGCCAAAGAUGAGGUGGUCAGACAGAUGAUUUUGUCCAGAUUGACUUCAUUGGAGGACAUCAAAUCAUACCGAGAAAUUGGACCCGCACCAUCAGUAAAGUCCAUUGAGAUCGGAGCUGAUGACACUUUGGAAAAAGCACUAGACGAUCAUGGCGUAUCAGUGAUCAUUCCGUCAGAUGCCAUUCAUCAGGAUCACUCACGUCGGAUCACCGUAACCCUUUUAGAACACCCUUCAUGUCUAGAUGUUCAGGAAGAUGAAUCAUUGGCAUGCUGUGGUAUCAAGUGUGAUCCUGGAAAUAUGAUCUUCAAUAACUCCGUGAUGAUCAGAAUUCCACAUUGUUUCUCCGUUAUCAACCCAGAUCAAAUACGACCAGAUAUCGUCUGCCAUGAAUGGGAUUCAGUGAACGAUCUCCCAAAUACGUCAAGGAGGAGAUCAUCCACCUCACCAGACAGACCACCACACUGUAGAGUGUAUGGUAGACAUCUUGAGCUUUACAUUGACCGCUGUGCCGAGUGGUGGGUUCUUAUUCCCCUUGAGCAACAGUUGGUCCGACAGAAGAUUAUUUGUACGCCAUACAUUCCGGACAAGAUAGAUAAAGGCAAGAAGAUCGAUGUUCAUCUCCAUCUGCAUGCAAACAUUCCAGGAAUGGAAGCGGAUGCAGAAGAGGAGGAAAGGAAACAAUCAUAUCACAAGGCCCAUCCAUCUGUUCCUAUCAACGUAGCAACAAAGUCUGGAGACCUUGUUAAGAUAGAGGUUGGAGAGGUCGGACGUGUUUUAAAAGUGCUCUGA
This is a messenger RNA of Lytechinus variegatus (green sea urchin), 4233 nucleotides long. RefSeq names its product ankyrin-3-like. The record is from RefSeq and is a predicted model, not a curated record. Lineage: Eukaryota; Metazoa; Echinodermata; Echinoidea; Temnopleuroida; Toxopneustidae. Gene Ontology annotation, molecular function: protein binding. The coding region runs from base 1 to 4233 and encodes 1410 amino acids. The transcript is spliced from 7 exons.